Molecule: messenger RNA, 1506 nt
Organism: Mesocricetus auratus (golden hamster)
Lineage: Eukaryota; Metazoa; Chordata; Mammalia; Rodentia; Cricetidae
Gene: CUNH17orf100
Product: chromosome unknown C17orf100 homolog
Exons: 2
Coding region: 199-600 (133 amino acids)
Source: RefSeq, a predicted model, not a curated record
CUGUGUGGCCUGGGCCCGCAGCGCGUGCAGUUAUUGGGCAGGGCGGCGUGCUGGAAGAUCUCGUUACUUGCAGACCUUAUGUGUCCUGCAGUACACUGACGUAGCUCACCACCUCGACGUCACCAUUCCUUAUGUGACCUGACACACAGCAUGAGUCUUGGGCCUCUUUGUCCCCCCUGACCUGGGUGUACCAGCGGGAUGGCCUCGCCCCUUAGGAGCAAAUCCUUCGCCCCGCGAGUGGAAAGCACCCGCCACAAGGAAACGUCGACUGUCCGCGUGGAGACAUCGUCCCACCGCGAGGAAACGUCAUCCCACCGCGUGGAGACGUCCUCCCGGCAGGUUCGAACAUCUUCCCGUCAGGUGGAGACCUCUCAGCGCCUCCGAGAGGGACCCUCCCUCACCUCCUCCGCGAAGCGACUCCCUAGAUUCCUCGAGGUUUCCUCCCAGCACGUGGAAACCUCCUCGCAGUGCACGGAGACGUCCUCCAGCCACGUCAGGGCGUCGUCAUCCCUGCGGGUGGAGACGACUGUGCACCGUGUAGAGAGCCCAGCCAGGCGGGACAAGCAAGCCGCUCGCCAGAGUGCCAAAAUGGCCCGAUGAAGUGCUACCCAAGGGCCAUGGCCCUUAGCCAGGACUGAAGUGUUUCCAGUUGCCAGCCAGCCAGCUUCCAGGAGAGCCAAGCAUCUUUGGUUUCAUGGAAACAGCCACUAAAUCAAUGUAAGAAACGCUGCGGUUUCUGGGAGCUGCCAACGAGUAUUGAGAUUGCAGCACCUUAGACCACCCUGCUAUUGACGAGUGUACCAUUUAACUUGAAGCCAGCACCAAAGCGUUUCAGACUUGUAGUACUGUAUAUACUCGGCCGAUGGGCAAAGAGGCUCUUUGAGUCUCUGCACCAGUAGUAUCUGGAAGACUGGCUGAAUGUGACCUGGAAAAGCCAGACAUAUCUGGCUUCUGGAUCAUUGAUGCUUCAGGAAGGGCACAGGAUUCUGGUAGAUUCUCUAUUGUCUGUCUCUUAAAAGAGAUUUUUAAUCUAGGUUUCUUUCUCUGCAUUUUACUUAUUCAUGUUUCAAAACUGGAAUGGAAAGAGAGAUACAUAGAGGAAGAAAGUGUCAAAAAAGUAAAGGAUAUGAUAAACCCCUCAUUUGCCAUGAUACUCUAUUAUACAUUCCACAGCUUCCAAAGGACAGUGUGUGUUGAUAAAGGUAAUUGUUAAUGUAGCUGUUGUACUUUGUAAAUGUGUGUUACUGCUAGCCAUGCUGUGUUUCAUCCUCACGUUGUUCUCUGUAGGAAGUAAUGCUGCUGAACCUGACACAUGCCAUGCAAUGUGAAAGACAGUAUGUGCAACAAUAAUGCAUGAAGAGCUGUAGUCUCCAUUUGCAGUCACGAAAGCUUUUAAUGGCACAAUCUAAUAACUGGGUUUACUAUGCUAGGUAAUAGUUGUGUCUUGCCUUUAGUUGUACCAGCCAGGUUAGUUUGAAAAACUAAAUAAAUGCAAAUUCUUAUAAA